Messenger RNA from Funneliformis mosseae, 1952 nucleotides. Lineage: Eukaryota; Fungi; Glomeromycota; Glomeromycetes; Glomerales; Glomeraceae. The record is from the annotation of a GenBank genome assembly.
AUGUUUGACAUUUCAAAUAUUUUCCCUAAUAAUGUAGAUGUAGCGGUAAUUGUAAAAAACAUGGAAGAGCGUCCAAAGUACGUCAAAUUAAAUCUUAAAGAUAAUUUAUCAAAGAUUCGUCAAGAUUUGAAAAAAAAUGAUAUUAUUAAUAGUACAUUAUCAUUUUCAAAGUAUCUUGAAAUUAACGAUGAAUGUGCGGAAAUUUUAGAUGAAGAAAAUUAUCUCUUAAUUAGAAGUUCAAAAAUUGACUGGAAAUUUUUUAACGAAUAUCAUAAAUUGGAUUUUGGAUGUACCAUGGGAAUUGACGGAAUUAUAAGAGCGAAUUUAAAAGCAUUCAUCAUUCAAAAUUGUGAUUCGAGUAAAUUUGGUGUUGAAGGAUAUCGAAGAAGGAAAGUUAAAAUAAAAACAAAAGAAGAUUGGAUGAUGAAUACAAAUUUAAUCUUUGAUAUUGCUGUGAAAAAUUUUUUAAAUUUAGAAAUAUCAAGAGAAACAUCGAGAGAUGAUACGUUAAACUUUGAAAGUAGUAGUGAAUUUGUAACUUUUGGUAAAUUUUCUUUGAAACUUAAAGAUUUAGAACCAACCUUGGAAUUUCUUAAUGCAGUGAAAGAAGCAAUAAAAUCUAAAGACCCUAACAGUUUUAGACAAAUUACUAGGGAUUUCGGUCUGUUUAUCCCUACCGAAAUUAUUUUAGGCGGAAGAGUAAAUUAUGAUGAUGUAAAGUUAUCAGAAGGUAAUUUUGUAAGAAGUUCUAAAGGGGGCGCUAUUAAAGUAGAUAAAGUAGAUCAAGCUCUUCAUGGCAAAGUAGCCAAAGUUUCCAGUAGUUCGAGAGAAAAGUCAAAUUAUUAUAGCUCCGAUCGUGUUAAAUUAAUUGGUGGGGAACAACCCAAAAACCUAAACGAAUUUGAUGAGAAAGCUUGGGUUGAAUCUUUAAAUGAUUCUAACAAUUGUUAUCCUAUAGAAUUUCGAGAAUCAAUUAGUAUCUUUCAAAUUUUGCCUGAUUACUUACGCAGACAGGUCAUUGAAUCUAUUGGAAAAAGGAUACAUUAUACAAAGUUUGAAGAGAUCAAGUAUACCUUAAAGGAACGUGGUAGUGCAAAAAUCUUUCCAUUGGAAAUGUCACCAAAGAUCUCGAAAAUGUUGAAAAACAAAGAUGCAGAUUGUAACAUUUUUGCAACCGUUAUUGAUGUAAUGGGAUCAAAAAAUGAUUUUUUUACAUGCCAAAUUCUUUGUCCGCCAGGAGGAAAACCAGACCUCAUAAUUCAUUGCAUUCAAGAUACACCUCAAUUACGUAUAUGCGAAUUGAAAGUUGGAUGGAUGGUAAUUGGAUAUUAUACAGAUUUCAAUUCUAUACUUUCAGAUUUUAAAACUCAAUUAAAUGUUCUGAAAAGUGAUUUCACUUUUGUUAAGAAUGGUCCUGCGAUUAAUACAGAAUCAUUAAGUUUUGAGUAUGACCCAAUCAUUAGAGAAAUCCCUCCUUGCUUAGGAAUUCCAGUGUUGAGUAAAUUAGAUUCCUCAAAUAGAUCCAUCGUUAUAGGACAUCAUUUUUUCAAUCCUCAAGAAAAUAAAAUUGGAAAGUGCACAUAUUCUUACUGUUCAAAAAGUAAUCAAUGUACAACGCUACCCGAUUUUACUUUUUAUACGCUUAUUAUUUCAAAUUAUAUUAUUCCCGAUGAUUUUGGCUCCAUUUCUUGUCAAACAUCACGUUCUAUUAUGUCGUUUAGGAGACAUUACACUGUUCUCAAUAAUGAUAUCAAAGAAGAAAAUACUCGUUUAAAUUAUAUUAGCAUAUAUUCUACAAAAGUAGCUAAAUACGGAGCUAUUUUUAUAAAGCGGAUUGACAAUCAAGUUAAAGUCAAAUUUGUUCCUUGUAAAUGUGGAACCACUUGUAUAAAUAAUUCAGAAUUAUUAGAAAAAGAUAUUGAUUUUAAAUAUUUUAACCCCCCAAAUAUCAG